Messenger RNA from Menidia menidia (Atlantic silverside), 5241 nucleotides. The record is from the annotation of a GenBank genome assembly. NCBI's taxonomy places the organism in Eukaryota, Metazoa, Chordata, Actinopteri, Atheriniformes, Atherinopsidae.
AGAGCACCAACUUGUAACUGGCUCAACGAUCCUCCCCUUGCUGGAUUAUUUAACAGGUGCUGAGUCCCAUGUUGCCAUCUGCUAUGGGAAGAAAAACACCACGAAAUAUUCUCUGAGGUAUACACGCUGCGCGAUAUCAGUUAGGUGGGGAAAAAAGAAGGCACAGAACUUCGCACGAGUCGGUGAUUGGACGAGGCAGGAGUCGAGCAACAGGAAUUCAGGAGGAUCCAGCGUGGGUUUGACAGGAAUGGGUAACUAAACCAUACCAUCCCACAAAGGAAGAAGUCGUCUCUUCUUUAGAAUAAUGAAGAGUAAGGUGUGUUUUACCUUAAGAUGUGAAAGAUUUACGCGCAUUUGCUUCUGAGGCGGAUCUUGCCUUUGGCCAUCGCUGCGUAAAGACCCAUGGAGCGUUAGCCAAACUUACCCAGAGAGCUAACCGGGUGAGUGACAUGAUCUCAGGCUUUAUAAAUACAAUGCUGACCCCUUCCAUCCGGGCGAACUAAUCGGGGUCAACGGAGGAAGUUAGAGGACGGAGUCGGGCCGGGCGCAGUGAUGGUGGCGGAAAGCGACAGGACGCUGCUGGCCGCGCGGCAGGGGGACGUGCAGACUCUGAAAGUGCAAUUAGCGGCCAAAGUCCUCAACGACGACACCAGGGACGUGCUGGGGGCUUCGCCCGUCCACCACGCAGCCAGGGCCGGGAAGCUGACCUGCCUGCGCUUCCUGGUGGAGGAAGCGGGACUCGCGGGCAACUGCCUGGCGAACAACGGGGCCACGCCGGCGCACGACGCGGCCGCCACCGGCAACCUGGCCUGCUUACAGUGGCUGCUGACCCAGGGUGGAUGUCGGGCAGAGGACAGGGACAGCUCUGGUGCCACCAUUCUCCACCUUGCAUCUCGUUUCAGUCACCACGAAGUCACCGAAUGGCUGCUGAAGAGUGGCGAGGUGGACACCGGAGCGUGUACCGAUACGGGCGCUAUACCCGUCCACUACGCCGCCUCCAAGGGAGACCUGCCCUCUCUCCGUCUGUUGCUGGGGCACAGCCCAAAUGUUGUCAACUCUCAAACUAAGAAUGGUGCCACACCGCUCUACCUGGCCUGCCAGGAGGGUCAUCUGGAGGUUGUCCAAUACCUGGUCAAGGACUGCGGGGCGGAUCCCAGCAUCAGAGCCAACGACGGGAUGACACCUCUGCAUGCCGCAGCUCAAAUGGGCCACAACACUGUCAUUGUCUGGCUGAUGAGUUUCACGGAGAUCAGCCUGACGGACAGAGACAGUGAUGGAGCAACGGCCAUGCACUUCGCGGCCAGUCGUGGCCACGCGAAGGUGCUCAGCUGGCUGCUGCUGCAUGGGGGAGAGAUCGUCACUGACCACUGGGGAGGGACGCCCCUUCACGAUGCCGCAGAGAAUGGUGAACUAGAGUGCUGUCAGAUCCUUGUGGUCAAUGGAGUUGACCUGGGCAUCAAGGACCAGGAUGGCUUCACAGGGGCAGACCUGGCCGAAUACAACGGCCACACUCAGUGUGCCAAGUACCUGCACACAGUGGAAAAUAUGAGUGUGGAGCACCGUGUUUUGUCUCGAGACCCCUCGAUGGAUCUUGAGUACAAGCAGCCAGACUCUGGCCUCUCGUCCCCUAACACCACCAUGCCUCCUGCCAACCAGGCGGCACACUUUGACAUCGGUUCACCGUCCAGCUCCCUGUCCAACUACGACUCGGCCAACUCCAGUCAGUCCAGCACUGGGGAGAAGAGGAGCAGCUUGACCACACCUCGAGCCCCCCCGGCGCAGCUGAAUACAGCGGCGCAUCAAGGUGCGUCGGAGGGGGCCAUAUCAGACAUGCAGGCAUACAUGGACAUGCUGAAUCCUGACAUCAGCACCGACGUGCCCAAGAAGAACGAGACACAAGUCGAUGCCGCCCCCCCAACUCCUCCUCCUCCGACCUACCCGCCCCCGCCUCCUCCUCCACAGUGUCCCCCGGGGCCGCCUCCCCCUCCGAGCUACCCGGCGCCACAGGCCCCUCAGGAGCCCCUGUCCGCCGAGUUCCUGAAGGUGAAAAGCAACUUGCGGCAUGUGGACAAAAAGACCAGCAAAAAGGAGCAUCUGACUCCUGGAGAGAGCCACGAUAAACUGCGCCGAGUGGAUUCAAACAGGAAGUCGAGGAGCUUCAGCAAGCAGCCCAGCACUGGGGAUUACUACAGGUCUCUGGGCAACGACACGGCAGAGCUCCGUGGAUUCAGAGACAUGGCCCCGAAUGAGGAGGGUUCCAUGUUAUUGGAGGAGCCUACCAACAGUCCCACCCCCAGCCCUGAAAACGGUGCCACAGACGAAUCUGUCCAGCCCCCUCCCCCUCCCCCACCGCCACCUCUUCCCUCAAGCUCUCCGAUGCCAACGCCCCCUCCGCCUCCUCCACUGCCCCCCGGGACUCAGGCCACCACCCAGAAUUAUGCCGGCAGCACCUCCACCAAUCAGCGCCGCCCGUCCUCUUCAUCGGGGACUGUGGAUAUCAAUGUCCCUCAGCCGGAGGCAGGGCCUGUUAGACAGAUGAAGAGUAACUUUACGUUUACUGAAACAGGCACAAAAUCUUUCAACAUGAUGUCCCCCACCGGUGACAACUCAGAGCUGCUGGCAGAGAUCAAAGCAGGAAAGAGCCUUAAGCCCACACCGCACAGUAAAGGCUACACCACCGUGUUUUCCAACAGUGGACCCACGGGCAACAAUGGUACGGCCACAUCCCCAGAGGCCCGGUCAUCUCCCCCUCCACCCAAGCCAUCAUCCCCUCCACAAUCCAACACGCCCGUCUCCUCCCCACCCGCCACCCCGAGCCCCAGCCCCAGUCCCACUGGCUCGGGAUCCUCCAGGACAAUGUCGAGCUCUGCCAGCUACGAGCAGCUGUCCUCCAACGCGGCGAUCAAUGGGACCGGCGGCGGCUCGGCAAAAGCCGAGUCGGGGAGGAAGAUGAGCCUCGCUGACGUGGAGGCUCUGGUGCCCACCCAUGACGAGCAGGGGAAAGCCAUCCCCGAAUGGAAGAGGCAGGUGAUGGUGCGAAAGCUCCAGGUGAAGAUGCAGGAGGAGGAGGAUCACAGACGCAAGUUUGCGUCAAGUGGACACUACCAGCCUCAGGAAUGGCACUACUCUCACAUCCACAAUGCCAUAUUGGGCCCGUUUGGGGAGCUGAUGACCGAGGCUGACCUAAACCGAAUUGAGAGGCAAAUUGAAAACCUGCAGGUCAUGCAUAAGAUGUCAGAAGUUGAGAAGGAACUGGAGCAACUGGAGCGGGAACUUCACCAGCUCCUCCCAGUUUCCGCUGCUCUCAGUCAAGGACACUUCUCGGUCAAUCCAAAGCAGGUGCAUGGCCAAGCUGAGGAUCUCCCAGCAUGGUGUAGCAAGAUCUCCACCCUACUCAAGAGCAUGGCAAUUCUCCUUGCGACCCUGGGAGGCAAAGAAAUAGACAUCUUGGAUCUUAUAUUUCCUGGAAGUUCUCAAGAAGAUGCAAAGAAUGUGAGUGCAGGCCAGUCUCAGUCUGCAGCAAUGGCUGGCACUGCCUACAUUGGACGCUCUCAGUCUUUCUCAACGAGGGAAGAAGUGGAAAAGGAAAUAAAGCAGUGCGGGGUCUCGGUAAAGAACCUCAAGGCCAAUUACGAAGUACUGAAUCAGCCACAGUCGGCAGAUAACCAAGCUAACCGGGUUUACAAACGCAAAAGGUCUCUCCCUGCGAUAAGUGAGUCUAAUCAUUGUCCAGAGACGGCUUGUGAGGAGGAGGCUCCCUGCUCCUCCGCUGAAGUGCUGGGCCUCGAUACCAACGACCAUCAACCAUCAACAGGGGAACCCGCACUACCACUCGUUGAAGAGCCAGUUAUCAUAGCAUCUCACGCUCCCCAGACCUACGAGCCCUCUGACGUAAUGGCUCCCGCAAACUUUGAACACUUCAACCAGGUUCUUUCCUCAGACCCCAUUUUGAACGACGACCAGCUAACACGAAGCCUGGAGGUGCAGACAGACCUGAGCUAUGUCCAAGAAUGCAUUGAAAUGAGGAAAGAGAGAAUAGUUUUUCUCUUCCUUGAACACUGGAGGAAGUAUACCAUCUCAGAAUGUUAUCGGACUAAAUAUACAGACAGGAGGGGAAAUCACUUGGAUGUGGGUUACGGGGAGUACAACCAGUUUAACGCUCAAUUAAGUGGGGAGAUGCAAAGUGAAGAUGACAAACUCCUCCUGUUUAUGAAGUCCAAGCACGUAGUGGGGAAUCUGAUUGGCCACUGGAGGACAAUCAUGAGCCAAGUCCCCACACGGCAGAUCCGCAGGCUGAGUCGCUCCCAGAUGACCUACUGGCCGGAGCACUUCUUGCCACACAUCAAUGGCUCACCUGUGAGCUACGAAAGCCUCACGCUGGACCUCUUCAUGCUGGGAUACUUCCAGUUAUUAGAGAUGAACAUGUCUCGCGGUGAGCGGAAAUUUCGCCAUCUUUUGUGCUAUGAGAUGUUUGACCGUCUGGGCAGCCACAAAUGGGAGGUCAUUAGACUGUUUCACAAGGAGGUCAUGGAGGAAAUCGAGAGAGGGAAGCGAGACUGGGCAGAUGGCUUUGAGGACAUAAAGCUCAAGUAUUUUGGAGACUCUGAUGAUGGAGGUGGUUUGAUGACCGCCUCUCUCCGUUCUAUGUCUCCUGAGAUGUCCAUCUCGCCAAUGCAGGAAGUGCCUCCCCCUCCACCUUCCCACCCUCCUCCCCCUCCCCCAACUCAUGCUGCGCCCCCACCUCCGAAUGAACCUGCCCCAGCCUCACAGCCGCCCCCACAAACGUCUCAGUUGGAGGUCUCUCCGUCUCCCGAAGCUGCCGGGGAUGGUGUCUCUAAUGGUGACCAGUGUGUGGGGCCAAUAACCCCAGACAAGUCACUAGAGGGGGGCGGCCAGAAAAAUGCAGAAUCAAAAGAACAGAUUUCCCCAAAUAUGUCUACGGUUCCGAACACGACAAUUUCAGAGCAUGACAACGUACAGAACGUGACAACUGAAAGGGCACAACAAGCUCCGGCUCAAGAGACCCCAACAGAAAUCUCUGCGGCAGGUACAAAGAAAAAUGUUUCAGGCGUUAGCGUUAAAUUCACAGAGGAUACACCUCCACCCAGAGAUGAGCCCACGGAGGACUCGAUUAAAGUCAUCUACGAGUUGAAAGAGUUCAGCAACGAAGAAAUCAUCAGAUACAUCGAUCGGAGUUUUGCUUUUUGGAAAGAGAAAGAAGCCGAGCUUUUCGACAUCUAA